AUGGCAGAAGUAGGGUUGGCAGCUGUAGCUACAGUAGAUCUCGCCCUAAAAUACGGAAAACAACUGGUACAAUUAUGCUCAGACUUCCAGCAUGCUGACGAAGAAGUACGAGAAAGAAAGAAGAAGAUCAAAUCGACAUGGGUCCGGACAGAAAAGCAGAUCGACUUCCUAGGCAAAAUUUGGAACAGCUUAGAUGUGGAACUUCAAAAUCACCAAAGCGAGUUAUUAGAUGAACUGGUCUCCAAACUCGAUGCAGCUACGAAGCAAAUUAUGCGCGUACGGCGGAAGACUGUGGAUGAUGAAGGAGCAGCAAAGGUUAACAGGAUGAAAUACGCAGCAAUAAAGGGAAGCAUUGACAAAGCUAUCGAUGAGCUGAAGGAAUGGCAACGGGACUUCGAUCCAGGGUGGUUUCUAACCAUGAAGAUCGCCCAACCGGUCAUUGAUCGUGAACUAGCGGAGGCGUCCAACUCAGAUUCAGCGACACCAAUAAAAGAGAACAAAAGCGCAAUGGACACCAUAUCGACCGCCCGAAAUGUGCGCAAGUAUAUGAGCAGUAAUGUCGAAGAAAAGUUAGAGAUCUUCCGAAAACACGACAACGCAACGGAACUAGAGCCGAUCCCGUAUUCCGCUGCAAGAACAUUGCAGAGAACUGGCAAGGGAGGUUCGCGAAGCUACAUUGUCGAUACGGUGCCUUGCUUGGAAGGCGUUAAUGUGGACAUCCUUACUAAAGAUGUUCGCGAACUUGCUCGAAAACUUUCUGUCGCCGACCCCUUCACUUUUGGCCUACUCCAAUGCCGUGGUGUGGUCAAAAUCUACGGCACCGAAGGUCGAAAACCAACUGCAUUUGACUUCAUCUUUCAAAUUCCGUCGGAACUCCACAGUCCGCGAAGCUUGCGGGCCACUUUAUUGAAUUCCGGCACGGACGCCUCGCUGACGAGUAGGGUACAAAUCGCACGCAAGUUGGCCCAAUCCGUAAGCUACGUCCACACAUACGGCUUCGUGCAUAAAAACAUCCGUCCAGACACGAUACUUGUACUGCAAGAUACAUCGACCGAAUUGGCAGCGUCCUUCCUGCUCGGGUUCGAGCGCUUUCGAAAUGUGGAUAGAAGGACGUUGAUGAUGGGUGAUUCGGUCUGGAAUAAGGACUUGUAUCGACACCCACAGCGACAGGGUCUGAAUCCGGAAGAAGAAUAUGUAAUGCAGCACGAUAUAUACAGCCUCGGAGUCUGCCUUCUCGAGAUCGGACUCUGGCAGUCUUUUUUCUUAAUCAUGCAGACCGAGGAAGCCACUCCCACAGGCUGGCUGCCAAAGAACAUUCUUGAAGAUAGCCUUGACAAAGCUGCUUGUGUGAAGGAGCACUUUGUAGAGCUAGCGCAAGAUAGGCUGCCAGCAAAAAUGGGCGAAAUAUACACUAGAGUUGUGGUAACAUGCCUUACAUGCCUGGACAAAGACAACGUGGAUUUUGGAGAUGCCGAGGAGCUCGAGGAUGAAGACGGUGUGCUAGUCGGAGUCAGAUUCAUCGAGAAGAUUCUGCGACAUCUAAAUAGUAUCUCUGUAUGA
Messenger RNA from Paraphaeosphaeria sporulosa, 1560 nucleotides. RefSeq lists its product as uncharacterized. Gene Ontology annotation, molecular function: protein kinase activity; ATP binding. The transcript has 3 exons. NCBI's taxonomy places the organism in Eukaryota, Fungi, Ascomycota, Dothideomycetes, Pleosporales, Didymosphaeriaceae. Gene Ontology annotation, biological process: protein phosphorylation. The record is from RefSeq and is a predicted model, not a curated record. The coding region runs from base 1 to 1560 and encodes 519 amino acids.